AUGCUUCCGAAGGUCGUUUUUCUUUUCGCUUUGGCGUAUAAUGCGGCAUUCGCAGCUGCACUUCCAGCGCUGUCUGCUCCACCGGCCCAAUACACCGCGAACCCAUCCAUAGGUGGCGGCAGUGGAUCCUACAAAGACAGCGCGCACUUCCGAGUUUACGGAGUCGAUUCGGCGACAGCCGAUACGACCCUUAGAAUCAUGGAAGCGACACAUCAAUGCUUUGUCGAGGAAUUGGGUUGGCGGACGCCGGGGCUUUCGUACAAGAAUACAGCGAAUAACGGGCCGUGGUAUAAGACCAACCUGUACAAGGUCGAUGCCAGCGCGAUGCCUGGAGCGGCUGCGCAGACGUGGACAGAUGCAAACGCUGGACUGGCGUAUCUCAAGAUAGUAGGGCAAUACAUGACGACGCCGGGUGUGAUUGUGCACGAAUUCGGUCAUGCCAUGCAUUACUCGGAGAAGAACUGGAUCGAUCAGACAAGAACUGGUGCUUGGUGGGAACCGAUCGCAAACUUCAUAGCGGACACCUACAUCGCGACUUCAACCUGCGAGAAAGCGAAAGCGGCUCAAGGCCUCGGCAGUACCGGCGACAGCCUCAUCGAUCUGAAGAAAGUUAUUGGCGACAGUUACCAGGUCCUCGUCGAUGGCACUUCAGGCUCCGGAAAUUACUACCAAUCGUGGCCUUUUCUGGCAUACAUAACCAACAACCCGGAUGGAUAUACGGGAUUGGGAAAGACGGUGCUGCUCGAUAUGAUCCGCAAGUACAAAGUCAACAGCAAUGAGACGCCGCUGCACUCUCUUGAAAGACUGUUAGGCAGGUCUGGAGUCUCGGUCCAGAAAGUUGUUGGUCGUUACUGGGCACGCAUGGCGUUUGUGGAUAUCGGUCACUCCAGGGCACAGGCUCUGUUCAAUUCGCAGCGAAGGACUCUGAACUAUGGAAACCUGGACUCCAAUGGCAACGGUAAGUACGCAGUGAAGAGCGCCAGAGCACCACGGUACAUGGGGGCAAACAUCAUCCCGUUGAAGCUAUCAAGCUCCACGAUCACGGUUGGCGUGACGGCGAGCGGUUCGUAUACGGCGACGCUGGCAAUCAAGGCAUCCACGGGAGCGGUCAGGUAUAUGGAUGUGGUGGGCACCAGCACGACCGUGACCCUGGCGACUGGCGAGGAGGCGGCCGUUGUUAUCGCGAACACUCCCCCCCUCGUUAUGUAUGAUCCAUUUUCAAUCCCAUCGGACCUCAACAGGGGAUUGUCAUAUAGCUUGCAGAUUACAGGAGCCACGGUAUGA
Messenger RNA from Westerdykella ornata, 1284 nucleotides. RefSeq lists its product as uncharacterized. The transcript has 2 exons. Lineage: Eukaryota; Fungi; Ascomycota; Dothideomycetes; Pleosporales; Sporormiaceae. Bases 1 to 1284 code for a protein of 427 amino acids. The record is from RefSeq and is a predicted model, not a curated record.